GCCAUUACUUUCUAUUCUUUAUUGUUUUCUCAUUUGAACAGAGAGAACAGAACACACAAGUGAGUGUGCGUGCGCGUGUGGUGGGGCGAGCGAGAGUGGAGAGAGCACAGAGGCAAUGGAGACCGUCAUUAGUUGCGGACGAGUGGCUCUUUCCCCUAAUCAAAUCUGCCACCCAACAUCUGGCGAUAGAUACCCACUUCAUAAACAAUGGGCAAAUCGAAGCACAUUGAUGAUAAUGCCAAUUGCUGGUCAAGGGAAAGGUGGAGUUUUAGAUAAACCAAUAAUAGAAAAAACAACUCCAGGGCGGGAGUCUGAGUUUGAUUUGAGGAAGUCGAGGAAAAUGUCUCCACCUUAUCGUGUGCUGCUGCAUAACGACAAUUACAAUAAAAGGGAGUAUGUUGUGCAGGUACUUAUGAAGGUUAUACCGGGGAUGACUCUUGAUAAUGCUGUGAAUAUUAUGCAAGAAGCACACUACAAUGGGUUGUCUGUGGUGAUAAUAUGCGCUCAAGCUGAUGCAGAAGAGCACUGCAUGCAGCUUCGAGGCAAUGGCCUUUUGAGCUCAAUUGAGCCUGCCAGUGGUGGUUGUUGACAACAUGCCUUUGGGUAAUUUAUAAGUAGCAACUUGGCAUGUAAUUCGACACCGCAUAUAUGUGUACAUAAAAAAGUUGGAAGAUGAAUUGUCUAUCCUGAGUACCAUAUUACUAUGAUUACGAUACACAUAAUAAACUUAUUUCAUAUUCACUUGUGGAUUA
Molecule: messenger RNA, 752 nt
Organism: Sesamum indicum (sesame)
Lineage: Eukaryota; Viridiplantae; Streptophyta; Magnoliopsida; Lamiales; Pedaliaceae
Product: Ribosomal protein L12/ ATP-dependent Clp protease adaptor protein ClpS family protein
Biological process (GO): protein catabolic process; proteolysis
Source: RefSeq, a predicted model, not a curated record